CAGCCGAAUGCUAGCUCUGGGGCCGCGGGGCUGCCAUAGCUGCCAUACAAGCAGCAAUCGUUUGUUCUUGGGGCUGCUUGCGUGGCUGCUGCUGGCGUUUGCGGCAACGAAUCGCCUAGGGCAGCGUGUGGGCACCGCAAGGCAUUCGGGGAGCAAAGCCUCGAGAGGGGCAGCGGGCAUUUAAGCAGAAGACAUCAUCAGAAUUGCAGGGCGAGACAGGCAUCGAUCGAUGCGGCACGAACCACUAACUAAUGGCAGGCAGCCCCUGCGCGCCGCACCGGUCCUCGCCGCCGCCGCUUUGCUCUUACUGAUAUAUUUAAUAGAACCGCACAAGCAGGGGCAGCCCGCGACGCACUUCCGGUACAACGAAAAGGACCACUGCGGGCGCUUCCACCCCGCGGUUACCAAGGAUGAGAUGGCGCGGAAUAUAGGAACCGUCGUCCAACAAAAGUGGUGCGGCCAGUUCGGCCAGGACCGCGUCGUCGCCUCGCUGCUGAACGCGACCACGACGGCAGUCCGUGGGACCUUCGUCGAUCUGGCGGCGAACGACGCGAUCCGCAACUCGAACACGUACGCCUUGGAACAGUUGUUAGGAUGGCACGGCCUCUGCGUCGAGCCAAAUCCCAAGUAUCACCCCGGCUUCGGGGCCUACCGCCGCUGCGCGCUUGCCAAAACCUGCGUCACGGCCGAGACGCGCGAGGUCGAGUUCGCGCUGGCCGGCGGCAAGGGGCGCAUCGCGUCCUCGGGCGGGGCCAAGAAGACCUUGAAAUUAACAUGCGAGCCCCUCUCGACGCUGCUCGCGCACCAUAAAAUGCGCGCGAUCACGUACCUGUCGCUCGACGUCGAGGGCGGCGAGCUCGACGCGCUGAGGGGCGUCGGGUGCGGUGUGGAAAUCAAAUCGGAGCUCGUCUACACGUUGCUCCUGGGGCUGCGUCGGCUCGAUGGGGUUGAUUUCCACACAGGUUGACUGGAACACAACCACAAUCGACGUGCUCACGGUCGAGACGGCCUCGGCCGAGCUCACUGCUUUUCUCGAGGCGCGCGGCUUCGCGCGCGUCUUCUGCGUCGCCCUCGACUCGGUCUUCGUGACCGCGCGGUUGAAGAAACGCGCGACGGACUGGUACGGGCGGGUCGGGCGGUACCUCGAGCCGCUAUGCAUCUCGGACGAUCUUGAGAAAUGCUCGGCGGGCACGCUCCUGGAACAGUGCUCCGCCGCGUGCACGCGGACGCGGUGCGUUAAGACGGGGUAACUACGAACACACAUUAGC
This is a messenger RNA of Pelagomonas calceolata, 1268 nucleotides long. NCBI's taxonomy places the organism in Eukaryota, Pelagophyceae, Pelagomonadales, Pelagomonadaceae. The record is from the annotation of a GenBank genome assembly.